AUGGCGGCAGCAGCAUUGACAAAAUGCGCACUGCGUGCAUCCCGACUUUCGGCAACGCAUCAAUGCUUUGCUAGCAGACAAGCAUCACCAAUCUUCAAGAGGUUCCUAAGCGCUCCUGCCGAGCAACCAAGACUCCGCCUUGGAUCAAUUGCCCCCAACUUCCAAGCCCAGACGACUCAAGGAAAUAUCGACUUCCAUGAAUUCAUCGGUGAUAAGUGGGCCAUUCUCUUCUCCCACCCAGCAGACUUCACUCCAGUCUGCACCACCGAGCUCGGAGCAUUUGCCAAACUCCGCAGUGAGUUCGAAAAGCGCGGCGUGAAAAUGAUCGGGCUCAGCGCCAACGAUCUCGGCUCUCACGACAAAUGGAUCCAAGACAUCAAUGAGAUCUCCAACACCCAGCUGUCGUUCCCAAUCAUCGCCGACGCAGAUCGCAAGGUCGCGUUUCUGUACGACAUGAUUGACCAGCAGGACUUGGAGAACAUUGAUGAGAAGGGCAUCGCCUUCACUAUCCGCUCUGUGUUCGUUAUCGAUCCCAGCAAGAAGAUCCGCUUGACGAUGAUGUACCCUGCUUCGACCGGCCGCAACACAUCUGAGGUUUUGCGAGUUAUUGACAGUCUCCAAACUGGCGACAAGAAGGGAGUGACGACUCCGAUCGACUGGCAGGUCGGUGAGGAUGUGAUCGUGCCGCCUAGUGUCACCACUGAGGACGCAAAGAAGAAAUUCGGAUCGGUGCGCGAAGUGAAGCCGUAUCUGCGUUACACUCAGAUCUAG
Messenger RNA from Cercospora beticola, 771 nucleotides. RefSeq names its product thioredoxin peroxidase PRX1 (gene PRX1). The record is from RefSeq and is a predicted model, not a curated record. Gene Ontology annotation, molecular function: thioredoxin peroxidase activity. Gene Ontology annotation, biological process: cellular oxidant detoxification; cellular response to oxidative stress; cell redox homeostasis. NCBI's taxonomy places the organism in Eukaryota, Fungi, Ascomycota, Dothideomycetes, Mycosphaerellales, Mycosphaerellaceae. Gene Ontology annotation, cellular component: cytosol; mitochondrion.